Molecule: messenger RNA, 5991 nt
Organism: Acipenser ruthenus (sterlet)
Lineage: Eukaryota; Metazoa; Chordata; Actinopteri; Acipenseriformes; Acipenseridae
Product: ras-interacting protein 1-like
Exons: 15
Coding region: 1087-4221 (1044 amino acids)
Biological process (GO): signal transduction; negative regulation of Rho protein signal transduction; angiogenesis
Cellular component (GO): cell-cell junction
Molecular function (GO): GTPase binding
Source: RefSeq, a predicted model, not a curated record
GAGAGAGGAUAAGGGAGUUCCCAAUCUCAGCUGAUUUAGUUUCAGAACAAUACAGUUACUCUGAGACAGAGGGACACACAGAGUGGAACUGCCUGACUGUACAGAGGAAUCUGAGCUUCGAUCAAGCAGAGACAGAGACACACAGAGAGGAGCUGCCUGACAGUACAGAGGAAUCUGAGCUUCGAUCAAGAAGAGACAGAGACACACAGAGUGGAGCUGCCUCUGUACAGAGGAAUCUGAGCUUCGAUCAAGCAGAGACAGAGACACACAGAGAGGAGCUGCCUGACAGUACAGAGGAAUCUGAGCUUCGAUCAAGAAGAGACAGAGACACACAGAGUGGAGCUGCCUCUGUACAGAGGAAUCUGAGCUUCGAUCAAGAAGAGACAGAGACACACAGAGUGGAGCUGCCUCUGUACAGAGGAAUCUGAGCUUCGAUCAAGCAGAGACAGAAACACACACAGUGGAGCUGCCUCUGUACAGAGGAAUCUGAGCUUUGAUCAAGAAGAGACAGAGACACACAGAGUGGAGCUGCCUCUGUACAGAGGAAUCUGAGCUUCAAUCAAGAAGAGACAGAGACACACAGAGAGGAGCUGCCUGACAGUACAGAGGAAUCUGAGCUUCGAUCAAGAAGAGACAGAGACACACAGAGUGGAGCUGCCUCUGUACAGAGGAAUCUGAGCUUUGAUCAAGAAGAGACAGAGACACACAGAGUGGAGCUGCCUCUGUACAGAGGAAUCUGAGCUUCGAUCAAGCAGAGACAGAGACACACAGAGAGGAGCUGCCUGACAGUACAGAGGAAUCUGAGCUUCGAUCAAGAAGAGACAGAGACACACAGAGUGGAGCUGCCUCUGUAGAGAGGAAUCUGAGCUUCGAUCAAGCAGAGACAGAAACACACAGAGUGGAGCUGCCUCUGUACAGAGGAAUCUGAGCUUUGAUCAAGCAGAGACAGAGACACACAGAGAGGAGCUGCCUCUGUACAGAGGAAUCUGAGCUUCGAUCAAGAAGAGACAGAACGUGGACAAGAACAUAAAUACAAAGAAACAGAAAUAAUCUGAAAAUAAAACGUUCCGCUGGGCAUCUCACACGAUGUUCUCAGACGGCUCUCCCAGGUUCCGGAAGCUGCACUUCCCGGUCGGGCUCUGGAUUAACAACCCCAAGAAACACUUCAGCAAGAGGAGGCCGAGCGCAGGGAGUGAGAAAUCCAUCUCUAGCUCUGAUGUCAUCUCCUGUCAAGAUCUCCCCAGCACUGGGAUUAGUGGCACUUUCCACUCCUCCCAGUCUAGCUCCCAGUACCACGAGCAGCCGGGCUCCCAGUCCAGUGCCCCCUCCCCUCCUCGCCCCCUCCCCCUCUCCCUCUCCCUCUCCAGCUCCACUCCCUCCCUUCCCCCCUCCCCCUCCUCCCUCUCCUCACCCCCCUCCUUCCUCCGACCCAAGAACUCAGCCCAGCCCCCUCAGCCAAGACACAAGCGCCUGUCCCAGCUGUUUCUGAGGGGGCGUUCCCAUAGUGACCGGGAGCGGGGGGGCCGAGGCUGGGGAGGGGGCGGAGCGGGGGGGUGCAGCAGCCCCCCGGGACUGAUAAAGAUUUACGGAGACGCCCUGUCGAUGGGGGCGAACUAUAAAAGCGUUCUGGCGACCAAGAGCUCCACAGCCGGAGAGAUCGUGGCAGAUUUUAUAAACCGUUACGGACACGUGCUGAGGAGGAGAGGAGAGGGGGAUGAGAGAGGAGAGAGGGGAGGAGGAGAGGAGAAAUGUGUGUUGUUAGCGAGUGACUUUGUGUUGUGUGAUGUCAUCGGGCGCCCCCUGUCGGAGGGGCUGGGGGCGGAGUUGGGGGGCGGGGCUGGCUGGACGGCGGAGUGUCGGAGGGGCGUGGCCAGCUCGGAGCGCCCUCUGCUGCUCAUGGAGAUGUGGAGACCGAAGGAAGGUUUUGAGAGACGCUUCGAAAUCAGGAGGAGAGACGAGUGCGAGAGAGAGGAGGAGAGGAAGAGGAGAGGAGAGGAGGAGGAGAACACUGCAGGUCUUGUGACCCGCAGGCUCCGUCCAAUCCGCUCUCGCAUGGCGUCCGGGGGCGGGGUCGAAGACAGUGGUCGUGGUCAGGACGAGAAGGGGGCGGAGCUCCGGCGCAGCAUCAGCGACAUGCACCUGAGCGUGCGCCGUCGCCAUGGCACCCAGAGCGAGGAGCGCAAACACGUGAAGAGCAUGCUGCUGGAUGAGGGGGAGGGCCUGGCAGACACUCCAUCUGACUUGUUGACAGCUGGAUCAAAGGAGGUGGGAGGAGAGGAAGCGAGGGAUGGAGAGGGGAGAGGAGGAGGAGCAGGGGGGGAAGGGGAGAGGGGAAGCGGCUGCAGUGAUCUGGAGAAAUUGUCUCAGAGCCUUAUACUGCCCCCUACAGACCGGCCCUACUUCCUGCUACUGCAGGGCUACACUCAGAAAAAGGACUUUGUUCUCUACGUGAUGGCGGGACACACUCACAUUUUUGGGCGCACUCUAACCCCAGCGGAGAGGGAGAAGGAGAGGGGGAGCGAGAGAGAGAGGGAGGGGAAAAGGAGGGACAAGCUGAGGGUCGACACCUUCCUCUCAGCCCCUGAUAUCCUUCCCAGGCACCUAUUGGUCCGCAGGGACUCCGCCCUCCGAGGACACGCCCCCUCUGCAGAGACAGGCCACGCCCCUUCAGCAGCAUUGGUCCGUCCCUUCAGGGGCGGGGUCGUGACUCACAAUGGGGCGGAGCUAGUGAGGGAGGUGAAGCUGAGGCCGGGGGAUGUGCUGGGGCUGGGCCAGCACUUCCUGUUCCUGUAUAAAGACCCGCGCUGUGUCUCCGCCCCCCUCCUCCCUGCCCUCCUCUCCCCGCUCCGCUCCCCCACGCGGUCUCCUCCCAGCCUCGUGGGGGCGCUGUGCUGCCAGGCGUGCGGGCGAUCGCAGGCAGAGAGGCAGGCUCGCUUGAGGGAGUACCUGAGCUCCACACAGCCAGUGCUGAGAUACAGCAUAGCACACGAGGAACAGCUACUCAGGGAGAUCGUUGAGAAGAACGGGUCACCUGACUCAGGGGCCGGGGCUCUGGCUCCUGCCUUCCUGCUGUCACUCUGCAUAGACCACGCCUCCAAACACCUGCACCCCGCCCACCUGCCAGCCCUGCUGCUCAAAACAGCCAAUCUGGUGAAGGGACUGGUGUGGGACAAAAUCAAAGAGAUUGGAGACAAGCAGCCAGAGAAUCAGGAGAAGAGCGAUGUGAGCGCGCUCAGCAUAGAGGCCCUGACCUCUGAACUCCGACCCCUCAUGUUCUGGAUGUCCAACGCCACCGAGCUGCUGAACUACAUCCAGGUCAAAGUUGAGGACAUGGAGCGAGACCUGGAGUUUGAGAGUUCGAGUGACCUGUCAGCUGACCUGGAGACAAGCUCCGAGGCGCUGGCGCUGCUUGAUGAUGUCAUCAUGUACACCUUCCAGCAGUGCGUCUAUUACCUCACCAAGACUCUGUACUCUGCUCUCCCAGCCCUGCUGGAUUCAAACCCUUUCUCCCUGCCUCCUCCCUCCGCGCUGCCCCCGGACCCCUCACCCCUGACCCCUGACCUGUCCCUGAUGCCGGGGGGCGUGGCCCGGGUGCUGGAGGUGUACCUGUCAACGCUGGAGCUGACGCGCACCUGUCAACUGCACCCCGACCUCGUCUCUCAGACAUUCGGGUACCUGCUGUUCUUCAGCAACGCCUCGCUGUUCAAUACACUCAUGGAGAGAGGUUCUGGUUCUGAUUCGUUCUUCACCUGGUCUCGCGCGGUUCAAAUCCGGACGAAUCUGGACCUGGUUCUGGACUGGCUCCAGGGGGCAGGGCUCGGUGACAUCGCCAAUGAGUUCUUCCGCAAGCUGUCAAUCACCGUCAACUUCCUGUGCAUCCCCAAAACCCGCCUCAUACAUUCUAGCUGGUCUUCUCUCCAGGAGGAAUACCCCUUACUAAGCCCCGCCCAGCUGAAUCACCUGCUGCGACACUAUAGGCUGGGAGCCGGCAGGGAACCGCCCACUUCCUGGCAGCCCCCUGAAGAUUCCAAUCUGAGCUCAGAUAUCUUCGAGAGUUUCCUGGAUCACCCCCCUCUGAUCCUGCCUAAUGAGGUGUCUCGGCUGGGGUUGGGAGAGCCAAUCACGUCGCAGGAGCUGCAGCAGGAAGUGCAGAGGAUCCGAGCCUUCCUAUUGGACCUGGAACAGGAAGCCCUGCCGGCCAAUCAGAGGAUACAGCUGUGAGAAGAGAGCCAAUGAUAGAGCAGUGUGCGACAGAUGCAGCCAAUCAGGAAGGAGAAGUUGGAUACAGGGGAUUCUGGGGAUAAAGGGGGUGUCUGUCUGUACAUCCGUCCAUCUGUCUGUCAACUUGUAUCUGGAGAAGCGCUGAUCCCAUUGUCAUGACACUGGCUAUUCACAAUAUUUAGAGAAGCGCUGAUCCCAUUGUCAUGACACUGGCUAUUCACAAUAUUUAGAGAAGCGCUGAUCCCAUUGUCAUGACACUGGAUAUUCACAAUAUUUAGAGAAGCUCUGAUCCCAUUGUCAUGACACUGGCUAUUCACAAUAUUUAGAGAAGCGCUGAUCCCAUUGUCAUGACACUGGCUAUUCACAUUAUCUAGCAGAAGAUAUUGAGAAUAUCAGAUUGUGGGGAUAUAGGGGAUGUCUGUCUGUCUGUCCAUACAUCCGCCCACCAGUCUGUCACAUUUUUGCAUAUGUCAGGAGAAACUCUUAUCAAUUUCCAUUAAACUCUUCAUUGUCAUUUCUUAUCCUGCACUGUUCUGUACAUGCUGUUGAUACACGUCACGGUCAUCGACGUUUCCCUCUCACUGAGAGCUCUGAUUGUGAAUGUGCAGCCGUGGUGAUGGGGAGAGGAGGUCACUGACAGGCUGGUUUAUAUUGCUGGGAUGGGGGGUGGAUGAUGUCACGGACAGGCUGGUUUAUAUUGCUGGGGUGGGGGGUGGAUGAUGUCACUGACAGACUGGUUUAUAUUGCUGGGAUGGGGGUGGAUGAUGUCCCUGACAGGCUGGUUUAUAUUGCUGGGAUGGGGGGUGGAUGAUGUCACUGACAGGCUGGUUUAUAUUGCUGGGAUGGGGGGUGGAUGAUGUCACGGACAGGCUGGUUUAUAUUGCUGGGGUGGGGGGUGGAUGAUGUCACUGACAGACUGGUUUAUAUUGCUGGGAUGGGGGUGGAUGAUGUCCCUGACAGGCUGGUUUAUAUUGCUGGGAUGGGGGUGGAUGAUGUCACGGACAGGCUGGUUUAUAUUGGUGGGAUGGGGGGUGGAUGAUGUCACUGACAGGCUGGUUUAUAUUGCUGGCAUGGGGGUGGAUGAUGUCCCUGACAGGCUGGUUUAUAUUGCUGGCAUGGGGGUGGAUGAUGUCCCUGACAGGCUGGUUUAUAUUGGUGGGAUGGGGGGUGGAUGAUGUCACGGACAGGCUGGUUUAUAUUGGUGGGAUGGGGGGUGGAUGAUGUCACUGACAGGCUGGUUUAUAUUGCUGGGAUGGGGGGUGGAUGAUGUCACUGACAGGCUGGUUUAUAUUGCUGGGAUGGGGGGUGGAUGAUGUCACUGACAGGCUGGUUUAUAUUGCUGGGAUGGGGGGUGGAUGAUGUCACUGACAGGCUGGUUUAUAUUGCUGGGAUGGGGGGUGGAUGAUGUCACUAACAGGCUGGUUUAUAUUGCUGGGAUGGGGGGUGGAUGAUGUCACUGACAGGCUGGUUUAUAUUGCUGGGAUGGGGGUGGAUGAUGUCACUGACAGGCUGGUUUAUAUUGCUGGGAUGGGGAGUGGAUGAUGUCACGGACAGGCUGGUUUAUAUUGCUGGGAUGGGGGUGGAUGAUGUCACUGACAGGCUGGUUUAUAUUGCUGGGAUGGGGAUGGAUGAUGUCACUUACAGGCUGGUUUAUAUUAACCUUUUGUAUUUUAAUAGCCUGUAGCUUUACCCUGAGCAUUGUAAACGUUUAUCAAUACUUUGUAAUCUUGCUAUUAGCUUAAAUAAAACUGUUACUUGUUAAUUCAAAAA